AUCGUAAUGUGGAUUCAUAUUUUUGUUUGCUCACUCAUAAAUUUUAGUUGGUGAGCUAUGACGUCUCAUUUUUGUUGAUACUUCCUGAAAGGAAAAACAUGUGCUUGAAAGUACCUGUCUCUGUCUGUAAGGUUUUUAAUUUUAGAAUUACUUGGCUUUUGGUGAAUUGAACAACUAGUUUUGAAGGAAGAAGGAGAAUGCUAACUCCAUUCUUGAACUCUCUGUCAAUCUCUAAUCAAGUGGAAACUUUUUUUGCUAGAUUAGCAUUAACUAGACACUUGUUUUCUAGAAAUAUAUGUUACAUGAAAUGUUGUUGAAAAUCAUAUCCACAGACAUCAUUUUGUUACUCCCAUAGAGGUGAAGAAUUUGAAUGGAUUCCCUUUGUCAUUUUUUCUUGGUGUGUAAAGGAAGCACUUGAAGAAGGUCCCAUGAUGUUAUUUGCAACUGAUAGAAUAAAGAAAAAACACAUUUCGUUUCAUGGAAUAAAUGUGGUCUUCUUUAUAACUUGUUGGCUACUUCUCAAGUUUAGGAAUUCAUCUUUUCGUUAUCCAUCAUGACUGGGAAGCAUCUUAUGAUUUGAGUUGAAUUUUAUAUUGUUUAGUGUGAACGAAGUGGAGUAUUUUGUGGUUUCUUAUCCAAAAGAAAGAGAGAGAGAGAGAGAGAGAGAUGGGUAAUACUGUGGCAACUUAUUCAGAUUCAUAGGGCUGGAAAAGAUAUAAUAUUUAUACAUGAAGAGUUCUGUGCAAAAAUACUCACCUUUGGAUUGGUUGGUCUAUUUUGAUGAAGAAAAGGAUGUCUCCAUCCCUAAUUCAAAUGAUGUCUUUCAUGUAUACAUGGCAGGAACAGAAGGACCAGUGGUUUUUUGCCUGCAUGGUGGUGGAUAUUCUGGACUUUCAUUUGCUUUAUCAACUAGUAAAAUUAAGGAGAAAGCUCGGGUGGUUGCUAUGGACUUGAGAGGACAUGGAAAAUCAUCCUCAGAAAACGAUCUAGACCUCUCUGUUGAGACUAUGUGCAAUGACGUUUUGGUUGUUAUAAAGGAAAUGUAUGGAGAAUCCUCUCCUGCAAUUGUGCUUGUUGGCCACAGCAUGGGAGGUUCAGUUGCCGUGCAUGUUGCUGCAAAGAAAACAUUGCCUACCUUGGCUGGGCUGGUUGUUGUGGAUGUUGUAGAGGGAACAGCUAUGGCUUCAUUGAUCCGUAUGCAGAAAAUCCUAUCAAGCAGAAUGCAGCACUUUUCAAGCAUUGAAAAAGCGAUUGAAUGGAGUGUCAAAGGAGGUGCUUUGAGAAAUACUGACUCUGCUCGUGUUUCAAUCCCUUCAACAUUAAAGUAUGAUGAUUCAAAGAAGUGUUAUGUCUACCGAACACAAUUGGAAGAAACUGAACAAUAUUGGAGAGGCUGGUAUGAAGGGCUUUCAGAGAAAUUUCUGUCAUGUCCAGUCCCAAAGCUGUUGCUGUUAGCAGGAACAGACAGACUGGACAGACCUCUCACAAUUGGGCAAAUGCAAGGAAAAUUUCAAAUGGUGGUUGUGAGACAUACUGGGCAUGCUAUACAGGAAGAUGCUCCUGAGGAAUUUGCAGCACUAAUACUCAAUUUUAUAUCUCGAAACCGAAUUGGCCCCCAUGGAGUUGAGAUACCUGGACUCCGUCAGCCAUUGCAGACACAUUCUCAACAAUGAUAAACCUCUGCAUACAUUGCUAAGAACCCUCUCUCUCUCUCUUUUGCUCUCUCUCCACUAUUUUCACACCUUGCAGGUGGCUCAAGCUUGGUUGCCAAGUGGCCUCACUGGUCGCAGCUUGGCUGCAGAGCAGGCCUAACUUGAUCCACUUCCAAUAAUGGUUGUAUUUCUCCAACUACAGUUACCACCAUCAAAACUAUCACAACAGAUGCCCCAAACACUCAUUGAAUCAAUACUCAGUCUGUUUGUUUUGAAGAGUUUUGUCAAGAAUAUUUCAAAAUUGGUUGUUGCUCUCAAUGUCAUGUUAGAAAUCUUGAGUAUUUUCUUUUUAUGGAAGCAAAAUUGAAACA
Messenger RNA from Mangifera indica (mango), 2023 nucleotides. Its product is annotated as protein phosphatase methylesterase 1-like. Lineage: Eukaryota; Viridiplantae; Streptophyta; Magnoliopsida; Sapindales; Anacardiaceae. Gene Ontology annotation, biological process: protein demethylation. Gene Ontology annotation, molecular function: protein methylesterase activity. The coding region runs from base 729 to 1673 and encodes 314 amino acids. The record is from RefSeq and is a predicted model, not a curated record. The transcript has 14 exons.